CCUCGGGCUCCAGCCCCGGUACCAUGGACGAAGAGACCUGCGGCGAAGGAGACAAGGGAAGCGGCGUGGUGCACACGCCUUUCUCCGUCGAUGACAUCCUGGACCCGGAAAAGUUUACGGGCUCCUCCCGGUAUCGAAGUACGUGCUGGACGGCAAGGUCUCCUGAUCCCUUUGGUAGGAGUAGCAAAGAUGGAGUUAAAGUGAAUAUAAAUGGAGCUGAUUCUACAACAGAAGACCUAAUAGAAAGUAACUCAGCAUGUUCGAGAGAAGAACACCGAAACACGGGAAGCAAUAUGUCGGAUAUCACUGCCAGUGGAGACGAAAAAAUAGGAAACAAAAUUUCUAUGGGCAAUAACAAGAAAAAAAAAUCAGGAGCUGACAGCAGCAAAGCUGGAAAACCACGCCGUGCUCGAACUGCUUUCACAUAUGAGCAACUGGUAGCUUUAGAGAAUAAGUUUAAGACGACGCGAUACCUCUCUGUAUGUGAACGCCUGAACUUGGCAUUAUCGUUAAGGCUCACUGAAACUCAAGUUAAGAUUUGGUUUCAAAACAGGAGAACUAAGUGGAAAAAGCAAAAUCCUGGCAUGGACGCUAAUAGUCCUACUAUACCGCCAUCACAAAGCUCUACACUGACCAGCACUUAUGGUUCGACAUCAGGUUACCCUAGUACAGCUAGUAUACUUUAUGGAGGUCAGCUACCUUACCUACCUGCUGCGCUGCCAUAUCAAGUUCUUCAGCCAUCACAUCCUUAUUUCCAUCCUUUGGGACAUACAUGAUAAUGAAUUUAUGCGGUGAAUUCAUCAAAUAAAUGUUUAAAAAGCAUUUUACUUUGUUUUAAAUCGUUACUUGUUUAAAAACAAUGUUGUAAUUCAGAACUUGUAAAACUCUUCAAGGGAAAUCUGCAAUCGUAAAUGAAUUUCGAAAAUUCAGUGUGGCAGUAUAAUGGUACUGAAGGCAGCUAUCAAGGCUAAUCAUAACAUUACCAUAUCUGUAACUUUUAAAUAUUUUUCUCAGCUACGUCAUAAGGACAUUUUUCCUAUACAAAUGAUAAAAAUGUCUCUUUCAAGUUAAAAUAUUUGGAGGUUUUGUUAGCUACAGCAAUUAAAGAAAUCUUGUGUUCUUAACUCUUCGGUGAUCUUCCCUGAAAGUUUUAUUGUUUUAAAUGUAGCAACUAAUGACAUUCCAUGUCAUCUACUAUUAUUAAUUUCUGUUAUUUAAUUACUCGACAUCGCUGAUUUGUUGGUAUAUCAGACUUUCUUUGCGUCACACACGAUUCAGUCUGCUUUUAAUAUACACUUCAGGAAGAAGUCAGCAUUUUAAAAGAUUACAGCAGCACGUUUUCUUGGUGUUGAAAAGACUUUCAAUAAGCUCUUACAGAUUUAUUUUUAUGCUAAACUAACUCUAUUCUUGUUCAUCAUAGCCGCUCCUUUCAAAUGUGAAAUUCGUUAAUUCUUUAAAAAAAUAAACUGCAAAUUUAUGUCAUGUUAGUAUCAUCACAGAUAAGAAAUAAUAUGUAUGUAUUUCCUUCUAGUUAGUUUAAUUAGAAAUAUAUCUCUUAAGUUAUAAUAUUUCUAAAAUAUUUCAUAUUAAACCCAAAACUCCUUUCAGUUUAAAUUUAUAGUAACUGUAUUUAUUUCGUAGAACAAUAAUAAUAACAUAAAACAAAAUCUGUAAAAAUUUUGAUUACUUUAUAAGCAGGUAUAAAAUGGGACAUUUCCUUACCGUGAUUUUAAAUGUUUCUUAUUAAGCUAAGCAGUAUAUAACACCUAUUUGAAUAUAUAUAUAUAUAGAAUAAUAUAAACUGAAUUUAAUUUCACAAAGUUGUUUAUAAUGCACAGGAGUGAAAGGAAAAUGAAUAUCAGUACUUUGAGAAUGAAAUUAAUUUUCUGUCAUUUAUUAUUAUAUAUUAAACUUUACAGAGCCUUUUUCAGAAAUUGUUUAAAAAAAGGUUAUUGUUUGUUUCUUACCUAACAAAGUCAAAACGUAAAUAAACUGAUAUUUACUCAUUUUAGGAUGUGAAGGAACUAAUACGGUCGAAACUAUAGUUUUCAGUUUUAUUUAAUUUAAAUAAAAGAAUAUGAGCUAUAAAAUUAUGAGAUUGUUAAAAAAGUGUUUAAUAUGCAAUAUAGGAGGUUUCAUAAGUGUGUUAUCAAAUUAUGCCCUUGCUUAAUUUCGUUUAGGGAAGGUUAAAUAUGUCUUUAUCACAAUUUUUUUCCUCUUUAGUGCAAAUUUAUAUAUACAAUUAAUCUGUCGGAACUAAACAAAUUUUCUCUGUUUGCCGAAAGAGUUUUAUAGAUUAAAAAAAAAGACUUUGAUUUUUUUCGAAACAUGGCGUUGAAUAACUAUAAAUUACUAAGCAGUUUUCUUAAUUUUCGUAUAUUCUGCAAGGUUUAUUAUGCAUGUUAACAUCUUUUUUAAGUCACUAUUUACAUGCUGUUUGGCUUUUAAAACAUCUGACAUCUGGAUUUCUUUUCUCUAGAGAAUGAUAUCGUACUGCUAGUAAAGUAUUAAGGAGCAGUAAAAGAAGGAAUACAGUGCUUGAUAAUCAAAAUAUUUUUUAUUAGAAUUAUGUAAAUGUGAUAGUUUUUAAUUAUUUAAUAGUUAAAAUCUUGUUUCUCUUGAAAACAAAUACUUUAAUAGGAAUUAUUUUUCAAUUACUGAAAGAUAAAAGAGAAAUAUUAACUUCACAUUAAUAAGGAAACGAAUUACUUUCACAUUCAAAAGAGUGGCAUUUCUGAAAAGUUAAGUUUAAGAAAGAACUCAAUAAGAUAUUUUUAAACAAGUUAGUUUCGAUCAUAGUUCAAUGCGUCCUUAGUCCCUACACCUCGUACCAUAUAUUCUUAUAAUGUAAUGUAACGAACACAGUUAGCUAGGUAUCCAGAAAUCUGUAUGUAAAUCCUCAUACUGGAAACGUAAAUUUAUGCGUCUUCACAACCUCGGAAACAUAAGUUUAUUUUGCUCCAUAUAAUUUAUGCCAUUCUUUCCAGCAUCUCAAGCCCACCAGAGGCCGAGCGGUAAAGUCCCUGAACACUGGUACUUCGGACAGAGGUUCAAAUCCCUCGAACUGCCUGGCUCCAUGGGAGUUUUCGUGCUUUUUCCCAUGUGUAACGUGUAUACGAGCCAAUUUCCCUUAAAAAGUCCUCUACGAAGAAUCCCUUCCUUUAAGCAGAUAGCCCUCAAGACUUUGCCGUAAUCACAUAAACCUAACUUCCAGCAUCUCAAGUGUUGAACUUCAUAUUUCAAAGCUUUAUUAUCCGACUUAACGUUGGUUACGCAGCGAGGCUCGUUAACCUACCUCUUAAAAAUAGCAUAUAACGAGAUAUUCGGAGGGGAAAGUCAGAAUUACAUGAAGCCAUGGUAGACAUUCUUGAAUGUAAAACUCAUUUUCCAAUCUACUAUAUAAAGAAUUUCGCAAAUAAAACUAUGAAUUCGCUAUGAAUAAAUAUUAUCAAGAAAACAUAGUUGAGCAUUUAAGUUAUGUGCCGCGUUGACCCAUAAAGUAAUUUAAUUAAUUUAAAACGGCAAAUUGUAGAAAUGAUAUAAGAAUCUAGGGACUUUCCGGACAUACUGUAGGAACGUGUUAGUAAAAUUUAGCUCAGGAAAUUAAAACAAAAGUUUAAAAAAGAAUACUGUUUGCAAACUUCGCUUCUGAAUUCUACUUUAAAAAUUAAUUGGUGGUGUAUUUAAUUAUGGCAAAGCACACAUGGGGAAAACCACGAAAACACCCAUGCAGCCAGCCCGUUUGCGAUAUUCGAACCUCGGACCGAACUACCAGUGUUCAGCGACUUAACCGCUCGUCCGCUGGUUGGCUAAAAAUUAAUUGGGUAAAAAACACAGCCCUUUAGAUAAGAUUUUAACUUGUUUUUCUUCAUAAUCUGAGAAUUAAAAACAUUUUAACACUAUUAAGUUAGGAUCAGUAUGAUUUAAAAUCUCACAAGCAACUUUUAUGGUGACAAUGAUAUUUUCGAUAAUUUUGAAAAACACUAAAAGUGUUAUUGAAGAAUUAAUAUUAUUUGCAUAAAUGUUAUUAAAUAAAGGAAACAUGAAGCAUCUUCAUUUCUUUACUGUGCAAAUCCUUUCUAUUUUUAAAUCUAAAAUUUAAUAGUUACAACCACUAUUUUUUUUGAUGGCAGUUUAUUUAUUUGGCAAAAUGAUCAUAAUAGUUAAAUUCUUAUAGUUUCCCUUUAUUUAUUUAGUGGUAAUCUCUUUUUACGUUUAUUUGUAUUCGAAUGGUUAAAUAUUUUGAAACCCAUAUUCACAAUUUCUUGUAGUAUUUUAGAUAAUACCCAUAACGUGAAAAUCUUUUCCUAGUAAACACCUGUGUAUUUAUUAUUAUGUUGCGUACUUACCAAUUUAAUUGUUGGUGCCUUUUAUAAAUAUAUAUACUAUGUGGGUGUACAUGUAUCCGAGAUUUUAAAAUUAAAUUAUAUUUACUUACUUAUUUCAGUUUGAAGAAUUUAAGUAAAAUUUUCAAGGUAGUAUUUGUUGUUUAAAGUUUUGUAUAAGAGAAAAUCCUACAUGUGAAAACUUUGUAUGAAAGUUCGAGGAAAUAUGCAUAAUAAUAUAAGCCUUGAUAAGACAUAAACUGAUACAUCUGUCUGAAUUACAUGCAAUAUCCUAUUCUUUGUAUAUAUGUAGAUAUUCUUAUGAAAGGCCGGAUAUUAUAUUGGUCGCAAUUGUACAGCUCCUACAAUCGUUUAAUUUGAAAGAA
Messenger RNA from Stegodyphus dumicola, 4711 nucleotides. RefSeq names its product NK1 transcription factor-related protein 1-like. Lineage: Eukaryota; Metazoa; Arthropoda; Arachnida; Araneae; Eresidae. Gene Ontology annotation, molecular function: RNA polymerase II cis-regulatory region sequence-specific DNA binding; DNA-binding transcription factor activity, RNA polymerase II-specific. Gene Ontology annotation, cellular component: nucleus. The record is from RefSeq and is a predicted model, not a curated record. Gene Ontology annotation, biological process: cell differentiation; regulation of transcription by RNA polymerase II.